CCAGAAUUUUUUUAGUGUACAUCGCAGCCAUCUCCAUUUCCAUUUCCAUUUCCAUCACUACUUCUAUCUCCCUCACUAUUUAUUAUUACUAUUACUAUUAGUUGCAUAUUUUAAAGUUAGUCAACGUAUAAGAAUUUCAAUUUACUAUAUGUCAUCAAAGAGUAGUAGUGGGUCAAAGAAAAAGUCAGGAACUCCUAUCCCUACUGAUGGGACAAAUCCUAAAAAGAUUAAAAUUCCUAAAUCAUUUAUUGUACGACCAUCUCAUAAAAAUGGUGUUAAGAAUAUAACCAAAGUAUAUAUACAGUCUGAAAUUCUUCAAGGUUUAGAGAUCGCACUGGGAAGUUUUGUAUAUAUUGCGAAAUUUGAUAGUGGUAAUCCUGGUAUAAUUGCGACUAUUGCUAGUGAUGAUGAUAUUUUAGAUAAAAAUGUUAUUACUAUAUCAUCAAAUCUAAGAAAUCUUGCUGGAAUUCUAUUGGGUGAUCGAGUAGAGAUUAUAAAAUAUAAUAAACAACCAGAGUAUGUUAAAACUAUUAAUGUGAAUAUUGGUCAUGAUAUUUCAAAUGAUCAAAUGAAGGUAAUUGAUAAAGCCUUAGAUGAUGUAGGUAUAAUUUCUCCAGGUUUGAAAUUAUCUGUUCAAGUACCUUCACAAGAUGAUGAAUAUCUUGAUAUUAUAAUAAUUGAUAUUAAUGAAGAUGAUUAUAAUUCAGUAGAAAAAUCAUUUCUGAAUCUUUCAAUUAAUGGGAAUGAUAGUAGUAAUAAUGAUAUAACAACAAUUACUGAAACAGUAUCACCAACUUAUCUUUAUAUAAAAUCCAAAGUUACUAUAAUAUCUAGUAAUUUAUUAUUACCAUCUAAGAAAAAGUAUCCUCAAUUACCAAAUCUUGCUAAUUAUUCUGAAGUUGGAGGUCUUAAUAAACAAAUUUCUUUAUUAAAAUCAAGUAUUGAUUUACCUUUACAUAAUCCCAAUUUAUUUUCAGAAUUUGGUAUAUCUCCUCCUCGAGGAAUUUUAUUACAUGGUCCACCAGGUACAGGUAAAACUAUGUUAUUAAGAUGUGUAGCAAAUGAAUCAAAUGCUCAUGUACUUACAGUUAAUGGACCAUCUAUUGUAUCUAAAUAUUUAGGUGAAACAGAAAAUGCUAUUAGAGAUAUUUUUAUUGAAGCUAGAAAAUUUCAACCAUCAAUUAUAUUUAUGGAUGAAAUUGAUUCUUUAGUUCCAAGUAGAAAUUCUGAUGAUAGUGGAGAAACUGAAUCUCGAGUAGUAGCUACUUUAUUAACUAUGAUGGAUGGUUUAGGAGAUUCUGGAAGAAUUGUUGUUGUAGGAGCUACAAAUAGACCAAAUUCAAUAGAUGCAGCUUUAAGAAGACCAGGUAGAUUUGAUCAAGAAGUUGAAAUUGGUAUACCUGAUGUUGAUGCUAGAUUAGAAAUUUUACUUAAAUUAUUUACUAAAAUGAAUGAAUCAAAAUGUACAUUAACAAAAGAAGAUAUUACUGUGGCAGCAUCAAAAACUCAUGGAUAUGUUGGAGCUGAUUUAACAGCUUUAUGUCGAGAAGCAGUUAUGAAAGCUAUUAAUAGAGGAUUAAAAUUAAAUAUUCCUCAACAAGAAAUUAAAGUUACAAUUAAUGAUGUAUUAGAAGCACUUCCAGAAAUUAGACCUUCAGCAAUGAGAGAAAUCUUUUUAGAAAUGCCUAAAGUUUAUUGGGAUGAUAUUGGAGGACAAGAAGAAUUAAAACAAAAACUUAUUGAAGUAGUACAGUUACCACUUGAAGCAUCUGAAUCUUUUAAGAAUUUAGGAAUUCUGGCUCCAAAGGGAGUAUUACUUUAUGGACCACCAGGAUGUUCAAAAACUUUAACUGCUAAAGCAUUAGCUACUGAAUCAGGAUUAAAUUUCUUAGCUGUUAAAGGUCCAGAAAUAUUUAAUAAAUAUGUUGGAGAAUCAGAAAGAACUAUUCGAGAAAUAUUUAGAAAAGCAAGAACAGCAUCUCCUUCAAUUAUAUUUUUUGAUGAAAUUGAUGCUAUAUCAGGAGAUAGAGAUUCUGGUACUACUGCAUCUCAAAAUGUAUUAACUUCAUUAUUAAAUGAAAUUGAUGGAGUUGAAGAAUUAAAGGGAGUAGUAAUUGUUGCUGCAACUAAUAAACCUACAGAAAUCGAUCCAGCUUUAUUAAGACCUGGAAGAUUAGAUCGUCAUAUUUAUGUUGCUCCACCUGAUUAUGAAGCUCGUCUACAAAUUUUAACUAAAGGUUGUAAUAAAUUUAAUUUAAAUGAAAAUGAAGUUGAUCUUAAAUUAUAUGCUGAAUUAACUGAUGGAUGCUCUGGUGCUGAAGUGGCAUUAUUAUGUCAAGAAGCUGGUUUAGCAGCUAUUACAGAAAAUAAACAAGCUAAUCAAGUAUUAAAGAAACAUUUUGAUUAUGCUUUAAAGGGAAUUUCUAAAGGUAUUACUCCAGAAAUGUUACAAUAUUAUCAAGAAUUUUCUAAUAGAAGUGGUUUAAAUAUGUAGAAUUAAUAAAUAAAUAUAUAUGUAUAAU
Molecule: messenger RNA, 2522 nt
Organism: Scheffersomyces amazonensis
Lineage: Eukaryota; Fungi; Ascomycota; Pichiomycetes; Serinales; Debaryomycetaceae
Product: AAA family ATPase
Exons: 1
Coding region: 149-2494 (781 amino acids)
Cellular component (GO): cytoplasm
Molecular function (GO): ATP hydrolysis activity; ATP binding
Source: RefSeq, a predicted model, not a curated record